UCCACUGACAACUAAAAAUGGAUGGCCUAAUAGAUGCCUAUUGUAUUUUCGUCAUUUUAGCGCUGGUGGUCUUGUUUUGCGGUAGUGAGGCUUCGAAUUAAUUAUAGAGAAAGAAUUAACUGUCGUUACCAUAAGCAGGCGCAUUUCAAUCGAAACGAAGCUAUCCUUAUCAAGUAAAUAACUAUCCCUUUAUAGAGGUCAGUGGCAUUUUCUAUAAAAACUGAUAAAAUAAAUUCAAGUCGAUAAUGGACCAGUUUCUAUUGAAUGAAGGAUGCUGAAAUUAUUAAAGCAAACGGCUUGAAAUGCGCAUAUUGUGAGUGGAACAAGUUGAAGAAAUUAUCGGAAAUCUUAUUAUAAUUUAACUUAAAACCUCUUGUAACGUAUUUAAAGGUUAACAAUUACAAUUUAAGAAAAAACAAGGUGACAAGGAUUUAAUUGAAUUUAGCGAUUAAUCGAACUAGUAAAAUAAUUUAGAUUGCGAAGUACUUUAUACUUUGUAAUCUAAAGAAGACUUCGGACCUAGAUGUAUAAAGGAAAUAAUAAAACGUAAUGGAAGAAGAAUACGAACCAGGUGUUGUUUAUGUCUGUAAAUGUGUUUGUCCAGAGUCUUCUUCGGAAAGGGUAGCAAUCUCUGCGCAUAAGAAACGUAUUUUAGGCAUUGUUUCUGAAACUGAAAAUUAUUUGCGAGAACGUAGAAUCCCUCAACUGAUAAGAUUCUUAAUAUCGAAGAUUUUGGCACAGGAGUCUGAUAAGCCGCUCUUGUAUUUAGAAAAGCUUCUGGAUGAUUGUAUGCUAUUUCGUGCGGGUGUUGGAGCCGCCCCUGUUUUAUACGAAAAUAGGCAUCUUGAAGCGGUAAUUAAAAGUUUUGAUCCUGGACAGCGAGGAUGGUUAACUGCCGGUCAAACUCGUCGCCUUUAUGCAACUUUGGGACUUGCAAUUAAAGAUGAAUUUAAUGAAAGUAUGCCGUGUGAGACGAUAUUUAAAAAAGUUACCGAGGCACAAGAAAAUGAAUUAUUUGAUUUAAUAUCGGCUGGAAUGGAUGAUUACUGAAAGCUUAGAAACGCUCAGAAAGAUUCUUAGAAGCCCACCUUUCUUUUUUUUGCUACCUUUCUUUUAUGUUGUUUGUGCAAAAUAUUUGCUUCAACUUUUGUUAUGUCUUGAGUCAGUGUAGUAGAUUUGUUUGAAUUAAUAUAUCCUCACUUUGAAUCU
Molecule: messenger RNA, 1209 nt
Organism: Papilio polytes (common Mormon)
Lineage: Eukaryota; Metazoa; Arthropoda; Insecta; Lepidoptera; Papilionidae
Exons: 2
Coding region: 550-1050 (166 amino acids)
Source: RefSeq, a predicted model, not a curated record